Molecule: messenger RNA, 3163 nt
Organism: Talpa occidentalis (Iberian mole)
Lineage: Eukaryota; Metazoa; Chordata; Mammalia; Eulipotyphla; Talpidae
Gene: SYF2
Product: SYF2 pre-mRNA splicing factor
Exons: 7
Coding region: 218-955 (245 amino acids)
Cellular component (GO): post-mRNA release spliceosomal complex; Prp19 complex; catalytic step 2 spliceosome
Source: RefSeq, a predicted model, not a curated record
CCCUUCUCGCCCGGCCCGGCCCUUCCGCUCCGCCGCGGCUGCGCAAAGCCCUACCCAAUCGAAAACAUCCCUCCGCUGAAAAGGGCAGCGAUUGGUCCCAAGCGCCAGAGCUGCCCGGAAGGGGCGGGGCUUACAGCUAUCGCCGCACAGCGGGGUGGUCCAAAGACCGACGGAAGUGCUCGAGGUUGUUGCCGGAAGUGGGAAGAGAGAGGUUGCGAUGGCGGCUGAAGCGCUGGUUGAGAAGGUGCCUUUGGACAGCGCGGAGGAGCAGCAGCCCGUCGCAGCGACCGAGGAGCUGGCAGCCCAGAAGCGCGAGCAGAGACUGCGCAAAUUCCGGGAGUUGCACCUGAAGCGGAACGAAGCUCGUAAAUUAAAUCACCAGGAAGUUGUGGAAGAAGACAAAAGACUUAAGCUACCUGCAAAUUGGGAAGCCAAGAAAGCUCGUUUGGAAUGGGAACUACAGGAAGAAGAAAAGAAAAAGGAAUGUGCAGCAAGAGGGGAAGACUAUGAGAAAGUAAAGUUGCUGGAAAUCAGUGCAGAAGAUGCAGAAAGAUGGGAGAGGAAAAAGAAGAGAAAAAACCCUGAUCUGGGAUUUUCAGAUUAUGCUGCUGCCCAGUUACGCCAGUAUCAUCGGUUGACCAAGCAGAUCAAACCUGACAUGGAAACUUAUGAGAGGUUGAGGGAAAAGCAUGGAGAAGAGUUUUUCCCAACAUCCAAUAGUCUUCUUCAUGGAACACACGUACCUUCCACAGAGGAAAUUGAUAGGAUGGUCAUAGAUCUGGAAAAACAAAUUGAAAAACGAGACAAAUAUAGCCGGAGACGUCCUUAUAAUGAUGAUGCAGAUGUCGACUACAUUAAUGAGAGGAAUGCCAAGUUCAACAAGAAGGCAGAAAGAUUCUAUGGGAAAUAUACAGCUGAAAUUAAACAGAAUUUGGAAAGAGGGACAGCUGUGUAAUCCCUUCAGGAACUGUUUGGAAGCUUGAGAAUAAAGUGAAGCUUUCUGCUAGCAAAUUCUACUUCUGGUAAACCAGAACUCAAAUCUAUGCCUUCACACUUAGCAUUUAGAAAUAAAUGUUUUUACUUAAACAUAUACUUUCAUGGAUAUUUCCACAUUUUUGUGCUUGGAUAUAAGAUGUAUUUCUUGUAGUGUACUUGUUUUGUAAAAAUCUACUUUGUAUAAAUUCUAAUUAUAUUAUUUUUCUAUGUAUUUUUAAUGUGUAUCAUUUAAAUUUUUGAAGCAUUUCAGGCUGAAGAUGCUGGCAGCAUACAUAAUGCAGUCAUUGUGGCUUUGAAUAUUGAUAUGAAUUUGACAGGUCUAGAGCUGGGCUCAGGAACCAUUUGGGGUUUUAUACUCUGCAGGGAGUGGCGGUGGCUUGGGUACUGCUGCCCGUGACCGCUGGUGACCAGCUUGAGGAAGUAACAGAACUAUCCCCCCAUGAACACUGACCACAUACAGUUUUCUUUUCUAAGUAGCGAAUACCCUAUGGAAUAGUCUGUACUAAACAGUUUGUGUAUAUACAGAAAUAUUAAAAGGUUUUUAUUAUGGGACAUUUCAGAUAUUCAAAAGAAGACAAUAAUAUAAUGAAUCCCAUGUACCCACGCCCUGUCUUCAGCAAUCAGCAACUCAUGGCCAAUCUUGUUUCAUCUUUAUUUCUGUCCCUUUUUUCCUUUAUGUUAUUUUGAAACAAAUACUGGAUUGUAUAAUUUCAUCUAUAAACAUUUCAGUAUGUAUUUGAAAGACUAAAAAAAAUAAGGAACACAAUACCAUGAUGACAAUUUUAAUUUAAUAAAAGUCCAGAGAAAAAUUGUUGUAAUUUUUGCUACACGUUGAUUAAAAUGUUCAAUAUCUAAGUAGGACAUUCCAAAUUGAAAGAAAUCUGAAACACAUGAAAUUUUGCAAAUACUUCUGCUUUAGUAUUUAAAGACCAAUUUAACAUUUAAUACCAUUGCUGAGUAUUCCCUUUAAAAAAAUCUUUGUUGCACUUCCCACUGAAUAAUCAGUUUUCAUGCAGAUUUUUAGCAUUUCUAUGGACACUGAAUCAGGUCUGGGCACAGGGCAUUGAUGUUAUCUCUGAAAAUGCAUUUAAUGUGUUUCUAUUCCCAUCUCCACUAAGUAAGUUCUUUGAUACUGAAUAUCGCAGUAACCUUAGAAAAUAAGUUUAAAACAUUGUCAAGUGGAAUCCAGCAAUGAAAACUGUAACCUGGGUGGGUUAAUUCUGAGAGUGCAAAAGUACUUUGUUGUAGAGCCUGUUAGUUGUCUGGUGAAUAUCAAUUCUUCUUUACCAACCAGAAGCCUUAUUUUUUUGUGAAUUUGUAGUAAGAGUUCCAGCUAAACACCCUUCCUGAGACAGAUUUGCAGUUAGAGGCAAUCAUAACUCUGGCAAAGGCACCAUCUCAUUUAUUUUGAGAAGUCUUGUUUUUUGAAUUUGGAGUUGCCCUCUUAGAUCCCCCUUCCUUCUUUCUACUCGGAACACACACUUGAGGCUUGGAGUGACAGCAGCCACUUUGUGCACAAAGUCACACUCGUUAGGACAAUAGUUGAUGUGCUGAGGAGAGUGAAGCAGAGCUUGGGUGCCUGUUGGCAUUACUGAGCAGCUUCACCAGUGGACGCCUACCUCUCUUCCUGUUUCCGCUGCUGAAUAAAUUUAUGACUAACGCACAGAUCAAUUUCAAGACAUCUGUUAACAUAUGUUAAAUAUACGAAAAUGAAGGUAUCCGAAAAUGGAGAUGGAAGGAAAUAGUUCUUAAAAUACCAAUAAAAAUUAGAAGAGAUUAAGAAGACACAGGACCUUUGUGAAGAAAAUGAUAAAAUUGAGAGAAUAAACAAUUCUAGUUUCAAGCAAGAUGGAAUGACGGAAUGUUUUUACUUUCCAGCUUAACACCUUUCCCCCACCCCAGUGAUAGAAUAUAUAAAACAACAGUUUCAGAUACUGCAAAUCAGGAGGUGAGGAAGGCCAGAGAGAAAACAAGGGGAGCCCUAUGAUAGCCCCAGCUUAUUGCCUCUGGAGAACUUACAAAAAGCUGUGGUGUGUGGAGGGAGAAGCCGGGCAAAGCCCAGAGAACUCCCUUAGAGCUGAAAGAGAUAGGGCUGAAAGUCUCAGUGAGAGCACAGCAGUGAGAGCUCAGUGCUGGCCAGGAGGGGACUGCAACAGAGAAGUCUUGA